This is a messenger RNA of Esox lucius (northern pike), 2824 nucleotides long. It is a transcript of the gene phf11, whose product is annotated as PHD finger protein 11. Lineage: Eukaryota; Metazoa; Chordata; Actinopteri; Esociformes; Esocidae. The record is from RefSeq and is a predicted model, not a curated record. Gene Ontology annotation, molecular function: histone deacetylase binding; histone binding. Bases 626 to 2155 code for a protein of 509 amino acids. Gene Ontology annotation, cellular component: nucleus. The transcript is spliced from 14 exons.
AGAAGUGUAAAUCUUACAUUUAACUUGUUUCUUUCAGUAUUUGAAUUUCCGAAUGGACAACGUUUUUCUUGCAGUUACUAGAUCUUUGGCUUCAGUGGCGUAGCUGUCGGCAGUGUGGCUGCACCUGGGCCCGCGUUGUGGGCCGUGCAAAUAAAUAUUUAUUUUAUAUUGUGGUAUUCUAUAUGAUUAUCACAUUCAUACGUCGGCUGUGAGGUUUGUGGCGACUGUAAGGAAAGGUUGCACCACGGCCCGGGGUCAUCACGCUACGUCACAAUUUGGCAUGCAUAAUGUAGGCUGCACAACCUCUCUCUGGGUCCCCCAAGUGCACUGAAACUGAUACAACACCGAGUUUUGCUUUCGCAUUCCGAAGAAACGAAACUAAUCCACACCACAACUCUAGGGCAGCGUUGCCAGAUAGGGACGAUCACCUAUGUUGAGCAUUUUUAAUGAUAGUGAGCGGGCAAAAAUGGGCCUGGGCAGGUCGAUUUACCGAUAGGGUUGUAUAGAACACUGGGCUAAAUGCAAUAAAAUCUGGCAACCCUGUUUGAGGGGUGAUGCAACGGACGUUGUCGAAGCCCGCUGAAACUUGCUAGAACCUAAUGUUUUUGGUAAAUAAAUCUCAAGAAUGGCUCCUGAUCGAAGUGGAAGAGAAUUGGAAGAGCAAUGCCUACUUUGUAAAAGUUCUGAGGAGAAUGAGACCACUGGACCGUUAUCGACAAAAGAGAAUGUUACUGCCCACCAGAACUGCUUGUUCUACUCAUCUGGGAUAUUUUGUAAAUGCACUCCUGAGUUUGACGACUUGUUUGGUUUCUCUGUGGAAGAUGUCCGCAAAGAGACAAAGAGGGGAAACCGACUGACUUGCCAUAGGUGUAAGAAGAAAGGGGCCACGGUGGGUUGUGAGGUGAAACACUGUUCGAGGUCCUACCACUUCCCCUGCUCUGUGCUCGACAAGGCCUACAUUAGCGAAGACAGCACAAAAGGGGAAUAUAUGAUGUACUGUCUGAAACAUAAUCCAAAUUCAUCAACUGAGAUGGUCGCUGACUUAGAGGCUGGACCCUCAUCACACAAUAAUGUCUCCAAAACGCCUGAAAACCAACAUCAGAAAACACUCAAGAGACGACUGAGCUUCUCUAAUGAACAGGAAGUGACAUCCCAAAAAAAGGUUAAGGGGAGGAUAGUGGAUGAUUCCUUCUGCUCAGGUGGAGAUGUGGAUGAGGCUGACAUUGGGCUCCCCCCACUGGAGUCGGAUCUGGAAGACUCUGCAAACCAAACUCCUGCGGAAGUCUCCACACUCACCUCAAAAAACGCGCUUGAAGAUAUAGAUGACGAUGUAACAAUCAUUGACUCAGAUUCAGAGUCUGAGAGUCUGCUGUUGCCGGUCACUUUGUGUUUGGGGUCUAUCAAAUCCUAUCAGGAAUCAGGUCGACACGGCGGCUCUCUCACUGCGAGUCAUAAUCCCAUCUCGCCUGCCGACACCGGCACCCCGGAAUGCACAGUCUCCCGGUCAGCGUCCCCUGUGCCCCCGGUCUCCCGGUCAGUGUCCCCGGUCUCCCGGUCAGCGUCCCCUGUGCCCCCGGUCUCCCGGUCAGCGUCCCCUGUGCCCCCGGUCUCCCGGUCAGUGUCCCCGGUCUCCCGGUCAGCGUCCCCUGCGCCCCCGUUCUCCCGGUCAGUGUCCCCUGUGCCCAAGGUCACCCCAGAGUCCCCUUUCUCCCCAGUCUCCCCAGAGUCCCUGGUCCCGGCGGUCCUCACUAAGUCCCCUGUUGCCCGGAAGUCCAUGGUCCCCCCAGAGUGCCCCCUGGUCGCUGCGUUGCCAUCUUCCUCCGUUCCUUGUUUUCCGGGUCCGGAUUCACCCAGCGGUUCUGCUUCUGACUCCAGCACUGCGGUCAGCAGAAUGUUCUGGAGGAGGUGCAAUGAGGCUCAGUGCACAGAAUCCUUGUUUGAUGCCUUAAUAUUGGACCUGGUUGGCAUGUCCAAGAGGAUCAUUUCAGACCGGGCCAGUCAGGAAGAUUGUGACCUUGCUCUGAACGUGAUGAAGGCUUCUGGGAAAUUACCCCAGAUGCUCUCACAGCAGGAAGACGAGUUUAAGAAGGCACAGAGUGAGCUACAGAGAGCUGCAGCAGCCAUAAGGGAAGCCAGAUCAACUUUGGAGAAAUAAGCAGCGCUGCCAGACAAAACCCCAUCUCCUAUAAUAGUGGUGGGGAAUUACUUGUCCUUAUGGGAUUUUAGAGUUCUGCUGUGAAGAAAUGUGUUCUACUUUCAAACCUUCUUAUAAUCUUAAAAACUAAAAUUUUAUGCUUUCAAACCACAAACUUGGGAACAAAUGAUGAAACAAGCAGAAGUCCAACAAAGCUCCUACAAUCACCGUCCACUUUGUGGUAUGCCUGUCUCGUACCCGGGUCCCUGUUUACUGCCCUCCAUUUCAAGGUUGACAUUGUGCUUCCAGAGAACCUGCUACACACCACUACUGUAAAAAGUGGAUAUUUCAGUAUUUGUGUCACUUUCUGUCACCUGACCUUUCUCCUUUCAUGAACUAGUGUCCGGUGAGUGUAUAUGUAUAACUUCUGUACUGUGGACCUGUUUUGGUUCAGUCUAGUCUGUAUUAAUUGUGACUGAGCCAACACACAGCACUCUGCAUGGGAGCAGUUAACAAUGGAAACAGUGAAUAUACAUCACAUUAUUGCGAUGAACUUGUGCAAUACAGGAUUUAAUCAGGGCCUAACAGGAUUUAAUGGAGGUACUGCCAAAUCAUGUCAGGAGAAUUGCCGGCCCAUCACAAACUGCUCCUCCUCAUUCUUCUGUUUAAUAAUUUGUAUUUGCUCACUUU